GACCCAUGUGGCAUGCGCGGCGGCGGAGCGCGGGCAUUUGCGCAGCGCUGACAGCGAGGUACUUGACCCUUAGGCGCAGCAGGGCGGACAGUAGACAGCAGCUCAAGUGCAUCAAUCAGUUGAAGCAGGAGGCAAAUACCAUGAACGAGCUGAACCAACAGGGGGUGUUCGGCCACGAGAUCGCAGAGUCAGAGCGCGCGAGGUGCUGCGAGGAUAUGGGCAACGUGGGGCUGAUGACGGUGACGGACCUGCAGAGUUGCUUCGAGACGCUGGAGAGGCGCCGGGCGAUUGCGCAG
This is a messenger RNA of Prorocentrum cordatum, 296 nucleotides long. The record is from the annotation of a GenBank genome assembly. Lineage: Eukaryota; Dinophyceae; Prorocentrales; Prorocentraceae.